CCCAUCAUAGGUGAUUUCGCGCUCUCUUUUGUUGCGACCUCUGCCUUCCCUUUGCCAGCCACCCAUCCGCCAUCAUGGGCGCUGAUAGCAUAGAGGCUCCCCAGUCGACCUCGGUCCAUAAUGUCAAUGACGACCCCAAGGCAGUCCAGGUCGGCCGUGAGAACCUUCACUAUGCUGUUCCUCCCCAUGAGUCCUAUGAGGGCUCCCACAGAUGGGAUCCUGAGGUAACCUGGACUGCAGAAGAAGAGGCUCGUGUCGUCCGCAAGACCGACAUUCGCCUCCUCAUCUGGUUGUGUCUUAUGUUUUUUGGUCUCCAGCUCGACCGCGGCAACUUGUCCAACACACUCGCCGACACCAUCUUGACCGACCUUAAGCUUACCACCGACGACUACAACAACGGAACCACCAUCCAACUGCUCUGUUUCCUCGCGGCAGAAUUCCCCGUGCAGUUCCUCACCAAGCGCUACGGGUUUCACCUGGUCCUCCCCAUCCUCAUGAUGUGCUGGAGUACCGUCAGCUGGGCACAGGCAUUCAUGACGGACCGUACCUCCUUCUACAUCACCCGUGCUCUGAUUGGCGCCUUUGAGGGAGGUUUCAUCCCUGGUGUCAUCCUCAUGUCGACCUACUACUACACCUCGCGUGAGCUCAGUAUUCGCCUCGCCGCGUUUUGGUCGACGCUGAACAUUGCUCGCGUCAUUUCGGCGCUGCUGGCGGCCGGUAUUCUGGAGAUGCGCGGUAUUGGCGGCCACCCUGGUUGGUUCUGGUUGUUUUUGCUUGAGGGACUGCUGACCUUCCUCAUUGGCUUCAUCUCGAUCCUCUAUCUGCCUGUCUCACCCACGUCCACCAAGUCUGUGCUCUGCCGCAAGCCAUGGUACACGGAGCGCGAAGAGUUCAUCAUGGUCAACCGUAUCUUGCGGGACGACCCGGCAAAGGGCCUCACAGCCCUCAAGGAGCCGGCUACGUGGAAAGACGUCAAGGCAGCCUGGACGGACAAGUCCAUGUGGGGUCUAUACUUCAUCGGUCUUGUUGCCUAUAUCCCGGCCACACCUGUCCAGGCAUACCUUUCCUUGACCCUCAAACGGAUUGGCUUUACCACGUUUUCAGCCAACAUGCUCACGGCUCCUUCUGCCGCUAUUCAGAUCACUACCAUGUUGGCUCUGGCUUUCUCGAGCGAGUACUUCAAUGAGCGUACCUUGCAUUGUAUCUUCGGAGAGGCAUGGAUCUUGCCCCUUCUGACGGCUCUUCUCACCCUUCCUGACGGCGGCAGGGAAUGGGGUCGCUUCAGUCUGAUUACGCUCAUCAGUGGCUACCCGUACUUCCACCCCUUGGUAUCGUCCUGGAUCUCAGAGAACACGUUUGACGUCAAGAAGCGUGCCCUCACCGCGGCUACCUAUAACGUCAUUGUCCAAAUUGGCUCCCUUAUCGGCUCCCAGAUCUACCGCUCCUGGGAUGGGCCAUACUACAAGACUGGUAACAAGGUCCUUGUCGCCAUUUGUGCGCUAGCCUUGGUGACGUUCGUCGUGCAGCGACAGUACCUCGUGUACCUCAACAAGCGGAAGGAGAAGGCUUGGAACGCCAUGACGCCCGAGGAGCAGCUUGCAUAUCAGAACGAUACAGUCGCCCGCGAAGGCGAGGGGAACAAGAGACUGGACUUCAGGUUCAAGUAUUAGGUGUUGGCUUGCUUCUUGUCUCGCCCAUGUACGUGAUAAAGCGCAUUCCACCAACUACAGAAUGGCUCUCGAUAGUCGAGUAGCGACCAAAGAGCUCCCUUGAUAUCUUCGGGCUAGAAUAAUCAAACAUUACUAGGCCUUCAGAUUUCGCCUUCCAUGGUCACAUCGACUCUUGGAGAAUUCGCCUCGUUCGUGAUGGGUUCAUAAAUAUCGUGGUGUCGUGC
Microdochium trichocladiopsis is the source of this 1894-nucleotide messenger RNA. RefSeq names its product major facilitator superfamily domain-containing protein. Gene Ontology annotation, molecular function: transmembrane transporter activity. The record is from RefSeq and is a predicted model, not a curated record. Gene Ontology annotation, biological process: transmembrane transport. The transcript is spliced from 2 exons. The coding region runs from base 75 to 1670 and encodes 531 amino acids. Gene Ontology annotation, cellular component: membrane. NCBI's taxonomy places the organism in Eukaryota, Fungi, Ascomycota, Sordariomycetes, Xylariales, Microdochiaceae.